AGUGGUAAAAUUGGAAAUGAUUAAUUAAUACUCAUUAAUCAACUUUUCAAAAGCUGCAAAUAAUAAUCAACUUUUAAUCUUAGGUUUUAAAAACACAGGACAAUCAAGAGAAAAGCAUAGAACCAGAACAUAAUCAUCCUUUUUAAAAUAUGCGACGCCAUGGAAAAGUAUAGAAGCUUCCAUGAGCUCCAUUGGUCUUAGAUUUGAGAGCAGGCUUGAAAUCACUAACCAGCUUGAAACUAGCACAACAACUAUUGAGCCUCCAUUUGAGACGACUCAAGAAUCUUGGUAUGCUGAUGAACUGAUUCUUGGGCAUCCGUGGACGACAGGAUUGUUCGAUUAUCGCAAGAAUAAAAGAAACGCCAUUCUUACAGCAUUUCUUCCUUGUAUGACUUUUGGACAAAUAGCAGAAGUGUUGGACGAAGGGAAGUCUACUUGUGGACGAAGGGGUUCCUGUUACUUGUUGUUGAUGCUUACUUCCUAUGCUCAAUGGGUUUGGAGCACUGAGUAUAGAACCAAGCUAAGAAGGAAGUUUAAUCUAGAAGAAGGUCCUUAUACAGAUGUGGCAACUCAUAUUUUUUGUCCUUGCUGUUCUCUUUGCCAAGAGUUUAGAGAGCUUCAAAAUAGAGGACUUGACCCUGCUUUAGGUUGGAAGGGAAUCCUUGCUCAACAACAGGGAAGACAGUCUGAUGAUGAAGAAUUAAAUGUUCCUCCAUCAAACCAAGUCAUGUCCAAGUAAAUUUAUUAGUUUUAUUUGACAAUAAAAGGAAAAAGGAAAGAGAUUAUUCACCUGAAUUUUGUUCUUGCUUUGAAUAUUAUGUUUCAAAGCUUGUAUAGCAGAAAAAAGAAACCUGUGAAAUUCUCAGAAUUGUGUUAUUUUCCAAGCUAACUGAAUAAGCCAAUAAGUGGUUAUGAAAUCCCUUCAAGUUUAAUUUGAUUUUGAAA
This is a messenger RNA of Jatropha curcas, 945 nucleotides long. Its product is annotated as protein PLANT CADMIUM RESISTANCE 8. The record is from RefSeq and is a predicted model, not a curated record. NCBI's taxonomy places the organism in Eukaryota, Viridiplantae, Streptophyta, Magnoliopsida, Malpighiales, Euphorbiaceae.